AUGAAUGAAAAGCACAGCAAAAAGAAUGCGAAUGAAACCGAAAAAGUGAUGAUCGCUGCCAAGAAACGUAACGAGAACGACGAACAAGCCAAGAGACUGCAUGAGGACAGAAGGUUAAAAGAAGAAAAAGAGCGUCUGAGAAAUCAUGAAGAAAGACUGAAAAAGCAACGUUUGCAAACUGUGAUGUUUGGGAACGGGAAUUUUACAGCUGAUGAGCAGACACGAUUCAUUUUGGAAGAAAUCGGAAAACAAGUAGAGGAGGAAAUACGCAAAAAAGAAGAUGAACGACGAUGUUUGACUGAAGAAGACAGAAAACAAAUGAAGAGAGAAAAUAAGAAGCAGAAACAUGAAGAACAGAAGUUUCGAAUGUCUCAAAUGCUGACUGGAAGAUCUUCAGGACAACCUCAAUCGGCAAGAGAUAAAAAGAUGAGAGCCAAGCUCACUGCUAAACUGGCUCAACGUUCAAAAACUGAAUAUGCUGUUCGUAAAGCUGAAUUCGAGAAGGAAACAAAUCGUGUCAUGCUCGAGAAAACUGCUCGCCAAGUUCAACUCGAUAAAGAAGAAAUGCGUUUGAAACUUCAGGAAGAAGCCCGUCGUGCACAAAAAGAAAUGGAAGCAACUCUUGUUCAGAGAGAGAUUCUUGAAGAACGAUUGAAAUUGUUCCAGGAGAAAUUAGUCAGAGAGCAACAGGCGCUGGAAGCUGCUGAAAAGAAACAGAAAGAAGAAAUGGAGAUGAAGAGACAAAAAGAAAAACAGGCUGAAGAAGAAGCGAGAAAAGACGCAGCGGUUGAAAUUCGAAAAGCCGAAAUCAUGGCUAGAAUCGCUGGGUACGAGUUGAUCCGUUAUGCUGCUCUCCGGAAGUUGAAAGCUCGGUUUUUGGAGAAUGAGAAGGAACUGGAAUCUCGUAGACAACAAGAAGAAUUGGAAAAUGAAGAAGAAAGAAAGAAAAAGGUGGAAAGAGAGAAAGAACGUGCUUCCGAUGAUCAGCUGGAAUCAGUUGAGGAGUCUGAUUAUUUGGAAAGUCUAGAUUUUGAAACUGAAGAGUAUGAAGAUGAAUCAAUGGUUGAAGAGGAAGAGGAAGACGGCCAUUCGACACAACAUACCUACAGACUGACUAUUGUGGCCACUGAAGUUAUAAAGAAAAGAGAUGUCAGUGUUGAGCGAAGCCUGAAAGAACAUGUUCUCCGGCGUCUGAAAGUGAAACUUCAAAAUCGAAUUUUGGCUAGACAACAAGAGAAACGAGAAGAGUAUAAUUCUGAAAUUAAGAGACAGAAAACUCAAGAAACCGAUGUGAACCUUCGUAAAGAAGAUGACGAACGACUUGCACGAGUCGAAGAAGACAGAUUGAGAGACGUGCAGUAUAUGCGAAGAGGAUAUAGAGGAGAUUUCUAA
Molecule: messenger RNA, 1392 nt
Organism: Caenorhabditis remanei
Lineage: Eukaryota; Metazoa; Nematoda; Chromadorea; Rhabditida; Rhabditidae
Exons: 5
Coding region: 1-1392 (463 amino acids)
Source: RefSeq, a predicted model, not a curated record